Molecule: messenger RNA, 693 nt
Organism: Juglans microcarpa x Juglans regia
Lineage: Eukaryota; Viridiplantae; Streptophyta; Magnoliopsida; Fagales; Juglandaceae
Exons: 1
Coding region: 1-693 (230 amino acids)
Source: RefSeq, a predicted model, not a curated record
AUGCCUUUCGGGCUUACCAAUGCACCAUCUACCUUCCAAGGUCUUAUGAAUGCAGUCUUUAGACCUUUUUUGCGAAGGUUUGUUCUUGUAUUCUUCGACGACAUACUGGUUUACAGCAGCUGUAUGGAGGAACACAUUGAUCAACUAAGGCAGGUGUUAAACACACUUGCUAGUCACUGUUUAUAUGCGAAGAGAUCUAAAUGUCUGUUUGGGGUCCCUGAGGUCGAAUACUUGGGUCACAUAGUAACUAGUGCUGGAGUUAAAGCUGAUCCUAAAAAGAUAGCUGCUAUGUUGGACUGGCCAGUACCUAAAAAUAUAAAAUCCCUAAAGGGUUUCCUCGGCUUAACUGGGUAUUAUUGUAAAUUCAUCAAGGGCUAUGGUCUAAUUGCAGCUCCCCUCACUCACCUUUUAAAAAAGAAUUCCUUCUCUUGGGAUGACAAGGCUGCUACGGCUUUUGUGGAGCUUAAAACAGCAGUUACAUCACCUCCAGUGUUAAGGCUGCCUGAUUUCUCUCAACCCUUCACUUUGGAGUGUGAUGCAAGUGGAGGGGGUAUAGGUGUUGUUCUCAUGCAGCAAGGGCAACCUAUAGCCUUUUUAAGCAAGGCAUUAAAAGGAAGGGCUUUGAAUAUGUCCACCUAUGACAAGGAGCUCCUAGCUCUUGUCACAGCUGUGCAUAAAUGGCAGCCUUACUAA